AACCACAUAAAAACUUUAGGAGGUAAAAAUGGUUAAAGAGCUGUUUAAAAAGAAUAGCGCAUAUUACACGGCUUCUAAACAAAGAUCCUUACGAGGUAAAAAUGUUAAAGUGCUGUCUAAAAGAAUCUCCGUAAUGUUUAAACUAGGAGAGAAGUAUUUUCCAGAGAUGUCUUCCAGUCGCUGUGUUAAGCAGUAAUGAAGUUAAACUGAGACGCCUCCCUCUCGCUAAACCCCUCCCACACAUACGUGUUUUCAGACACGCCCCUCUCUCUCUCUCUCUCUCUCUCUAAACACACCCAUUCACAUGUUUUCAUCGUAGCCAGUACGUGCUGUCAAAAUGUCAAUCACGGCGGUAGAACUAGAGGGCUAAUUUAUGGCCUAGUCCUUGUCAGGCCUGCGUUUCUCUAGGAGUGCUUAAUUUAUGGCCCUUUGUUUCUUCCUGACCAAAGAGUUUUUUUUAUGACUAGGGGGGUCGUGGUGUGAUCCUACAGAUUGUUUAUGAUAAUGAGUGUCUGCGGGGGUGUUAAUUGCUUUACGACACACCCUACAAUAAGUAUGCUUUAUGUUUAAAAGUAGGGUCAGUUACGCAGAAGUCUAUAAGAUCGCGGCUGUGUAUCAGAGCGCUGUGUAAUUUUAGGCGAAUCGUCGAUUCUCGUUUUAACUCACCGCUAAAGCUUUCUAUUUUAUUUUGGAGGAUACUUCAAGGAGGAGAUGGCUGUCUGUCGUAACAGUGAACAGGUAUCUAACGAUACAGGUGAUACUGACAUUGUGUCUAUCCCGGACAUCGUAGACGAACUCAGGUUUCUGAACAAGGCAAGCGGGUCGAACACAGAAGUCCCGCGAGUCAGGUUGGAAAACACAGUGCUGGGCUUGUCAAAUCUUGUAAACAAGAUCGUUGCACCCGAGUUCAAAAAUAGUGCUGCGGUUUCCACUGAACGCGGUAUACCAACGAGCUCUGGAAAGGCCAAGCGUAAAACAGUCGCUCAGGUCCACAGCGCGGGUGUCGCUACGUCUAAACGUAAACGAUCAAGAUCUCCCCCACGAUCGACAGACGAGUCAGCUGUGAAUGAACCGAGCACUAUAGACUCUUGUUUGAACUGGAAUCAGGAGCUGUUAGAUUCGUGGGACGCCUGUGUAUUUACCCCGGUUCCUGGAGACGAUCUGCCUUCAAACCAAGAAGCAUUUGGUCGCGAGGCUACUGAUGUUAUAGACAAUAACAGAGACUCGGCGGAGGUGAUACGAACCGGGUUCAAGGCCAUCGAGGAUCGUACUGCUGGUUUUGAAAAGACUUUUGCCAGCGUCACCGAGCGUCUGGACAUUAUAGAGAAGAAUCAGCGUCUUUAUAAUCAAAGUCUUGUGGAAACUUUACAAAACCAUACCAUCACACAUAAAAAAAUCAUAGCAACCCAGAGGCGUCUUGCUGGGGAGAUUCGUCGCGUUGAUCACAAUCAACACCUGACGGCGGAAUUGUUAAAACAGUUUGUACAGUUAGUUAAAAACAAUUAACUCGGGUGAGUUGUACAAUAAGUAUUUAUACCCCUGUGUGUGUGUGUGUGUGUGUGUGUGUGUGUGUGUGUGUGUGUGUGUGUGUGUGUGUGUGUGUGUGUGUGUUUAUUUGCUGGUGCGUAUCUGGUUUACUGUGUGUGAUUUUUUUUUUUUUACUAGUUUUUGUUUCAAUAAAAAAAAAAUCUGUAAAAAUGUCAAAGCGGUGUGGUGAAAACUCGUGUAAUCUGGGAGCAGCAAUUAAAUUUAGAAGAUGCGACGACGAUGGUCUGUGUACUUUUGAACAGCGUGGCAAUACAGAGACGUUACAGUGUUUAAUUCGGACAAUGGAGGAUCUGAAUAGACAGCAGUCUACCACCGAUACUUUGUUGGAUAUAUUAAACAUUGUUAGAUCAAUGGCUGAGGUUCAAACAGAACCGUUGCCUAAUUCGUUGUUAGACAUCGGUUCAAAUUCGUUCUUAGACAGCGAUUCAAAUUCACAGCAGGUGGGGUGGGGGUCAGACAGUCAAUCGUUUAAUCCUUCGGAGCCGAAUUUUGGGUUAUCCGAAGCCGCUAUUGAGUCUAUCGUAAGAGAGGGUGGGUCUGUUGGUGGUUAUACGGUGGUACCGAGACGCAGAUUUAAUGGUUUGGAGAUACGGCGUCGUAUAAACAUGCGUGUGAUAACCGCUCCAGACCUGGCAGCGUACGCUAUAUUUCUGCAUGAUAUCAUGUCUGAAAUAGUGCGUUUUCCAGACUGCUGGCCGGCGAUGGGGGCUUAAUCAACAUUACCUUGAGAGGCCCUAGUCUACCCUCUGACGUUAACGCUGUCUUAUCACCUGAUAAUGAUUACGAUUUGCACAUAUUCACACAACAACUAGAGAACAUUAUGCAAAGUAAUUCUGACUUACGGGCUGAUGAAUGUCUAGAUCUGUACGUGUCUAUAGCUCGCGGUAAACACGGUGGUGCUUAUCGAAAGAUACUUGAUUUAGCUCAUAACGAGGUGAUUGCCAGAAACAGAAUGAAUCUGUUCUGUCCCAACAACAUAUCUAACAAUCUGUGUUUUGCGAUCUGUCUGUCCCAUUUUCUACAACCGCAUACGCCAUGUGGUGAACUCGAGUCGUUAGCAGCGUCUCUACAGAAAACUGCAGGGUAUUCGGUACAACAAAAGAUAGAGUUUAAUGACAUCACACGGUUUGAACGGUUGUUACAUGUUAAAAUAGUGGUGUUCCAUAGGACAUGUUCUGGUCUGUUGGAACACUUUACGAACAAUGACGAGCCUCAUAAUAAGACCGUGUUCUUGUAUUUACACAACGAACAUUAUUUCUUGAUUAAGAACCUAAAAGCAUUCAUCGGUACACCAUACGUGUGCGUGUGUACCGAUGAGCAC
Molecule: messenger RNA, 2869 nt
Organism: Ictalurus punctatus (channel catfish)
Lineage: Eukaryota; Metazoa; Chordata; Actinopteri; Siluriformes; Ictaluridae
Exons: 5
Coding region: 712-1506 (264 amino acids)
Source: RefSeq, a predicted model, not a curated record